Polistes dominula (European paper wasp) is the source of this 1063-nucleotide messenger RNA. RefSeq names its product B9 domain-containing protein 2-like. Lineage: Eukaryota; Metazoa; Arthropoda; Insecta; Hymenoptera; Vespidae. Gene Ontology annotation, cellular component: MKS complex. Gene Ontology annotation, biological process: cilium assembly. The record is from RefSeq and is a predicted model, not a curated record.
CUGGAAAAAGAGUGCAAUUUCCAACUUUUUCAAAGUUGACGACCUUUUUUUUGUUUUUGUUUUUUUGUACACAACACAUUGUUUUACACAUUGUUCAAAUGUGUUGUGUCCAUGUAUUUCUCCGCGGCGCGUGGUGGGUGUAUUAUUUCUCCUCUGUCGCGCAGCUAUCACGGCUUCCCUCGGCUUCUUUCGGUUUUCCGACAGACCGACACGUAAAUUUUGUUGUGUGCGAGGCGUGCUGGGCUCGAGAGAAGGGGUAGAAAUGUUCCGCGAUCUGGCUUCACUGGCUUGUAGAAGAUAGUGCCAACGUCUCUAACAAGAACCAAUCUGAUGAAAGUAUUUUUAAGUUUUUUAAAACCAACCAAUCAAAAUUAAGAUUAUUCAUACGCGGGUAAUACUAACGCUUAUGAAAUUUCGAUAUUGGUAGUGUUGCAUCGUUACCGUUUGUUUAUGUUUUAGAAGUCUUCCACUUUUGUCGAUACAUCAUAUUCUUCUUCAGUAACAUGAUUUUAUGAUAUGGCUGAGUUGCAUAUUAUUGGUCAAAUAUCUUUAGCCAAAAAUUUCAAAGAAUCUCAGCUAUUUUGUAAAUGGAGUUUUCAUGCUGGAAAUGGUUGGAAAAUCAUAGAAGGAAGUGAAGAAGGACAAACUCAAGAAAGUUGUGAUAUAUAUACUAACGAACCAAUUUGGGAUCAUCCUAUUGAUAUACAUUACACUACGCAGACACUACAGAAUUCUCCAAAACUACUUCUACAAAUAUUUUCUAGAGAUAAUUAUGGGAGAGUAUUAUUCAAUUCUUAUGGCGUUUGUAAUAUACCAUUAUCUCCUGGAUCUCAUUGUUUAAACUGUCAUACAUGGAAACCGAUCGGUGAUUGGAAAGAUAGACUGAGAGACAAAUUUUUAGGAGUGGUUUUACAAUUGAAAUCUCCAAAUGUUUUAGUUAAUGCUGUGGAUAGAUUUGAAUUACUUACAGAAAGUAUAGGCACUAUUCAAAUCGAACUGCACAUACUUGCUAGGAAUUUCGACAAAUUUGGAUGUCAUUUAUGAAGACAUUAAAUAUUUCAGA